This is a messenger RNA of Dichomitus squalens LYAD-421 SS1, 732 nucleotides long. RefSeq lists its product as uncharacterized. NCBI's taxonomy places the organism in Eukaryota, Fungi, Basidiomycota, Agaricomycetes, Polyporales, Polyporaceae. The record is from RefSeq and is a predicted model, not a curated record. The annotation marks the transcript as partial. The transcript has 2 exons.
GCGGGCCUCGCGAUCUACCGCGCAGCCCUCAACGACCCCGCCGUCGAGCGCGUCACCCUCCUCACCCGGCGCGCCGUCCCCGCAUGGGCAGAGCUCCCCGCAAACGCGACCGAAAAGACGGACGUGAUCGUGCACACCGACUUCAAGAGGUACGCGCCCGAGCUCGCGCAGCGCCUCGCGGAGCACGACGCGCUCGUGUGGGCGCUGGGCAAGAGCUCCGUCGGGAUGAGCGAGGAGGCGUACACGGAGCUCACAUACACGUACACCAUCGAGGCCGCGAAGGCGCUGAAGGCGGCGGGCGCGGGCAGUCUGGAGCAGCCGUUCCGGUUCGUGUUCAUCAGCGGGGAGCUCGCGGACCCGGAGGGGAAGUCGCGGCAGAUGUGGGCGAGGGUGAAGGGCCGCGUCGAGCGCGAGCUGCCGGAACUGUUCGAAGGCACGAAUAUCAAACCGCACGUCUUCCGCCCGGCCUACUUCUUCCCGUCCAAAGACUACCCGCAAGACCGGUUGCACCAGCGCAGCGCGAUCGAGCGCCUCAUCGACAAAGUCCAGACGCCCCUGAUCUCGACGCUCCUGCCAGCGUACUAUACGCCGAAUCAUGAGCUUGCACGGUUCGCGGUAGAGCUCGCGAAGGGGCGGUGGCCGGACCAAGUUCUGUACAGGAACGCGGAGAUGAGGAAGCUAUGCAGUCAAGGAGUUGCCGCCGCUUGGCGCCCAAAAUGCCAGCGCCCGUGA